Messenger RNA from Nicotiana tabacum (common tobacco), 597 nucleotides. RefSeq lists its product as uncharacterized. Lineage: Eukaryota; Viridiplantae; Streptophyta; Magnoliopsida; Solanales; Solanaceae. The record is from RefSeq and is a predicted model, not a curated record.
AUGCCAGGUUAUGCUAAAUUCAUGAAGGACUUGGUCACUAAGAAGAGGAAUGUUACUUUUGAGACCAUCAAGGUCACCUACCAAUAUAGUGCAAUCAUCUCACAAAUCGGGGUUAAGAAGAUGGAAGACCCCGGGGCUUUCACUAUUCCUUGUGCUAUUGGGUUGACAAGCUUCGUAAAAGCUUUGUGUGAUUUGGUGGCAAGUAUCAACUUGAUGCCUUAUGUCGUUUACAAAAAGUUGGGUUUGGGUAAACCAAAGCCUACAUCAAUGAAAUUAUUUAUGGCAGAUCGUACUUUGAAGAGAUCACUUGUGGAUGCAAAAAUUCCAAUCAUUCUUGGUAGGCCUUUCUUGGCUGUCGGAAGGGCCAUAUGUGAUGUUGAAGCUGAAGAGCUCAAAUUACGGUUGAUUUAUGAAGAAGUGGUGUUCCACAUCCAAAAAUCAAUGAAGCAUCCACAUGACUAUGGAGUGAUAUCCGUGAUUGAUAUGGUCAAUGAAGUGGUAGAUGAGGAUAUGCAAGAAAUUUGUAUGGAUGAAGCUUUCAUGAGGUUAUACUCAGUUCGGAGAAUGAAGCAAUGGAUGGUUACAUUGAAGCCGUGA